UGCACCAUGCUUCAACCACACAACGACUGGUGUUACUGAUGUAUUGUUGGUGUCUUGUGUUUGUGUAAUCCAUACGUACACGUGAGGAAAAGCUGUGCCAAAAUCAUUGGUUGUACAAGUUGAUUAAACUAAAAAGUAUGGUGUAAAUAUUAGAGCAUUGAGGUAUCAAUUAUUGCUGGUAAAGGAAAGAAAAAUUGUGAAUUACUACUAAUAUGGAAAGGCGAAGAAAUCGGGGACUUGAAUUAGGCGUAAUAUUACUGCUUGCAGAAUUGAUGAAUGUUGGCUUUGAUCAUAUUCCACCAAUUACUUUAUGUACAAUAGCAGGACAGGUUCUGUUAUAUAUGGGUGUUAUAAAUGUCCCAUGGGAAAAAUGGGACAUUUGCAUCAGUGCAGAGUCAGUUUUAAAACACCAUGACUAUAAACGGCUUUUUUUCUCUACUUUUGAACAUGGAGAUGAUAUGCAUCUGUACUACAAUAUGAUUUCUUUUUUGGUAAAAGGUCGAUCACUAGAACGUCGCUAUGGAAGUACCAAUUUUGCUUUUCUGCUGCUUAUGAUCUCAGCUUUAACCAGUGUAAUCUAUGUGGUACUUGGUCAAUUGUUGACUAAAACUCUGCAGGAUGAGUAUUACAUGAAGACGUGUGCAAUUGGAUUUUCAGGAGUGAUAUUUGCACUGAAGGUAUUGACUAGUAGUGAGACUCCACGAGGCAGAGAAUUUGUGGGUGGUUUGUGGGUUCCAACACGCUAUGCAGCUUGGAUUGAAUUAAUAUUAAUCCAUUUACUUGUGCCAAAUGCUUCCUUCAUGGGUCAUUUGGCUGGGAUUUUGGCAGGUGUGAUCUACACGAGCACACCUGUUGGAACAAUAGCAGAUGAAUUCAUCUCAUUAUUAACAGGAGAACGAAUAAUACAUGGUGUAAGUUAUUACCAGUCGUACACAUUCUCAUAACAGGAACUUACAUAUUUUUUUUCUAUUUUGUGUGAAUUGGAAAUAAGUAAUGGUUUUUUUCCAUAUGUAUUAUAGUUAAAGAAUUUAAUAAUAAGUUAUGAUUUUUUAUAUUGUAUGAACAGGGUAUUUGAUGUAAUGAAGAAACAGAAAACAAGAUGAACAGAAUAGUGAAAGCUGUAUAUGUUUUAUAAAACUACUUAUAUUUCAAAUGUCCAAAUUUUAAAAGUAGCCAACAUCAUUUAAUAUACUCAAUGUAGCAUAAUGUUAUCAGCAUUUCCUUAAUUUUUUCAUAUAGUAUGAAAUUUAUGGUGUUUUGAAUUGCCAAAACUUUUAAAUUACUUUAAGUAUAUCAAUGAAAUGCAUCUGUUCAAGAUUUUCCAUUCAGAAAAUAUGUUUUCUGACUUGUUUAAAAGUUGUAAUAUGCUGUGUUAUAGAUGCUAAGGAUGACAAUAAAGAAGUUGUUGCUGCAUAUAAUUUAUUCCA
This is a messenger RNA of Zootermopsis nevadensis, 1427 nucleotides long. RefSeq names its product rhomboid-related protein 4. NCBI's taxonomy places the organism in Eukaryota, Metazoa, Arthropoda, Insecta, Blattodea, Termopsidae. Gene Ontology annotation, molecular function: serine-type endopeptidase activity. Gene Ontology annotation, cellular component: membrane. The record is from RefSeq and is a predicted model, not a curated record.